UAGCCAAUUACACACUGUCCUGUUUUGCAUCCCCCCUCUUUUUUUAUGAUCACACUCAUUUUCCCUCCUUCUUUCUGAAGGCCUCGGUGAGCCCUGAUAGGCUUGUUGGGGAUAAAACCUGCAAGUUGGGAGAGGAGAGGGACAUUUUGGAGCAGGAUGGCAAGAGGGACAGUGGCCACAUACCUGCAUGGAGUCCUUCUCCUGGCUCUCUGGAAACCCUCGCUGCAAGGAGGGGUAUAUGUACCUGCUGGAGGUGUGACUGGAGGAGUCGGGCCAGGAGCUGGAACUGGAUUUGGACCAGCUGGGACUGGAACUGGAUUUGGUCCAGGAGGCAUUGGGACAGGAUUUCAGCCUGGAGGAGGUGGACCAGGAGGCACUGGUACUGCUUUAGGAGGCUUUGGACCAGGAGCUGGUGGAGGGGGCUAUGGGGGUCAAAGGCCAGGUGGUGUAGGCCCAGGAGUCGGACCAGGUGGACUGGGACCGGGUGGAGUUGGACCGGGUCUGGGACCAGGGGGAGUGGGACCAGGUGGAGUGGGAACGGGUGGAGUUGGACCAGGUCUGGGACCAGGAGGAGUGGGACCAGGUGGAGUGGGAACGGGUGGAGUUGGACCAGGUCUGGGACCUGGAGGAGUGGGACCAGGAGGUUUUAGGCCCAGCAGCUUUGGUCCUGGAGGACUGGGACCUGGAGGUGUUGGGACUGGUGUCAAGCCUCCAAAAACAGGAGGUGGCUAUGGUACUGGUGGAACAGGACUAGGACCAGGCGGAGUCGGGACGGGUGGUUUUGGAGCAGGUGGUGUUGGUCCUGGGGGUUACGGAGCUGGGCCUGGAGGAGUUGGUCCAGGAGGUUUUGGAACCGGCACUCAAGGGUUUGGAGGCCUUGGAGCAGGAGGUACUGGGACUGGUGGAGGACUUGGAGCUGGAACAGGUUACACACCUGGAGGUGGAUAUGGAGGUGGUUAUGGACCAGGUGGAGGAGUUCAAUACCCAGGAAUUGGUGGAACUGGUCCCAAACCUCCUAAAACAGGUGGAGUUGGGACAUCACUUGGAGGAACAGGAUUUGGGCCUGGGGGUGCAGGGGUUAGGCCUGGUGGAACAGGAUUUGGACCAGGUGGAACAGGAUUUGGGCCAGGAGGUGCAGGAUUUGGCCCAGGUGGUGCAGGGAUUGGGCCGGGUGGAACAGGAUUUGGCCCUGGUGGUGCAGGAGUUGGGCCUGGUGGAACAGGAUUUGGCCCUGGUGGUGCAGGUGUUGGACCGGGUGGAACAGGAUUUGGCCCUGGUGGUGCAGGAGUUGGGCCUGGUGGAACAGGAUUUGGCCCUGGUGGUGCAGGUGUUGGACCGGGUGGAACAGGAUUUGGCCCUGGUGGUGCAGGAGUUGGGCCUGGUGGAACAGGAUUUGGCCCUGGUGGUGCAGGAGUUGGGCCUGGUGGAACAGGAUUUGGCCCUGGUGGUGCAGGAGUUGGACCUGGUGGAACAGGAUUUGGCCCUGGUGGUGCAGGAGUUGGACCUGGUGGUGCAGGAGUUGGACCUGGUGGAGUUCCAACGUUGCCACAGACUGGUACCACUGGAGGAGGACCUGGGGUAAAGAGUGGUGGUAAAGCAUCAAAGCAAGUUCCAGGCAUUGGCGUGCCUGGACUCUAUCAAGGUGGAUUUGUCCCAAGCCAAGGGUUUGGAGGCCGUGGUGUUCUUCCUGGAGUGGCUACAGGAACUGGACUAGGAACUCAGAGUGGAGCCGGAGUACUUGGUCAGGGUGGUACUGGACCGGGAGGUGCAGGCAAUGGUCGAGGACAGCCAUUGCCUGGGAUUUUUCGUGGUUAUCCCCUCAUAUCACCAAAAACAGGAGUGGGAAAAUCCAAGAAGAAUCCAGCCAAAGCUGCAGCUAAAUAUGGUGGAGCUGGAGGCACGCUUGGUCAAGGAGGCACUUUUGGGGGUGGGGUUGGAAGAGUUCCUGGAGGGGGAGUCUCACCUGGGUUAGGUGGUGGAGUUGGCACAGGUGGGGGACCUGGAUUUGGAGGCGGUGUUGGAACAGGAGGAGGAGUUGGAACAGGUGGGGGACCUGGAUUUGGAGGCGGUGUUGGAACAGGAGGAGGAGUUGGAACAGGAGGGGGACCUGGAUUUGGAGGCGGUAUUGGGACAGGAGGCGGACCUGGAUUUGGAGGUGGAGUUGGAACAGGAACUGGACCUGGAUUUGGAGGCGGUGUUGGAACUGGAGGUGUCCCUGGAUUUGGAGGUGGAGUUGGAACUGGAGGUGUCCCUGGAGUAGGUGGUGGCAUACCAGGCUUAGGUUAUGGCCCAGGUUCAGCCAAAGCACGCAAAUAUGGUGGUGGAGGUGUCGGGACUGCAGGAGGGCCUGGUUCUGGAAUUGGAACAGGAGGGGCAGGUGGUGGCUAUGGUUUUGGUCCAGGUGGCACAGGUACCGGCACAUCUGGAGGCCUUGGAGGUGUGAGACCUGGUUCUGGAGUUGGUUUUGGUCCCAGUGGUACUGGCACCAGACCAGGUGGUCUUGGCUAUGGUCCAGGUGGUACUGGCACCGGACCAGGUGGUCUUGGCUAUGGUCCAGGUGGUACUGGCACUGGGUCAGCAGGAGUGGGACCCGGGGGGUAUGAUGCCAGUGCCAAAGCUCGUAAAUAUGGCAUGUUAAGUGGGGCUCUUGGAGGAACAGGAACAGGUACUGGAGGACUAAGGCCAGGUGGUGCUGGAACUGGUUAUGGCCCAGGCGGCGUUGGACCAGGUGGAGUUGGCACUGGCUAUGGCCCAGGUGGAGUUGGACCAGGUGGAGUUGGCACUGGCUAUGGCCCAGGUGGAGUUGGAACAGGUGGAGUUGGAACUGGCUAUGGCCCAGGUGGAGUUGGACCAGGUGGAGUUGGCACUGGCUAUGGCCCAGGUGGAGUUGGACCAGGUGGUGCUGGCACUGGUUAUGGCACAGGUGGUGCUGGCACUGGCUACGGUCCAGGCGGCGUUGGACCAGGUGGAGUUGGCACUGGCUAUGGCCCAGGUGGAGUUGGGCCAGGUGGAGUUGGCACUGGCUAUGGCCCAGGUGGAGUUGGACCCGGAGGUGCUGGCUAUGGACCUGGAGGUUAUGCUGGAGCCAAAGCGCGCAAAUAUGGUGUUCCUGGAGGUACUGGAGGUGCCCUUGGUGCAGGAGGGCUUGGAGGAGGAACCGGGCCUAGUUCUGGACUUGGAGUUGGAGUAGGGGUUCCUGGACGAGGUGGAGUGUCAACAGGUGGUGGACCGGGGCUAGGACUGGGGGCAGGUGGUAUACCGGGUUCUGGUGUUGUGACAGGAGUUGGACCAGGUGGAUUUGGACCAGGCAGUGCUGGAGGUCUUCCUGGUGGUGGCACAGGCCCAGGGACUGGAAGAGGAUAUGGACCUGGUGGUUAUGGGCCUGGGGUUGGCACAGGUUAUGGACCAGGUGGAGGUUAUGGUCUAGGACCAGGGACUGGAUUUGGACCAGGUUAUGGACCUGGAUCAAAACCUGCUAAAUAUGGCUACGGCACAGCUGGAUCUAAAGCUGCAAAGUUUGGGCAACCUGGUGGAGUUGUACCUGGGACAGGAACUGGAACCAGCACUACAGGAGCAGGAACAGGGACCGGCCCUGGUGUUUCAGCGAAUGGAACCACCACUGGCACCAACCAGACAACAACCAGACCAAGUGGAGGAAGACCUGAAGACACAGGAAGCACACCAACUCCGGCAACAGAAGGUGAUGAUAUUGACACUGUGAUAGAGGGGUCUGGAAGUCCUGGUGGAGAGGGAGGUACCGGUGUCGGUGGCAGACCAGUGGGUACAGGAAGUGACGGAGACCGUCUAGGUGGAACAGGAAUCCCCAUCAUUGGACCCAAGCCAGGAAUCAACGGGACAACACUUCCAGGAUCCACAGGCGUGACCCCUGUCGGUGGUGGAGCUGCGCAACCAAGUGCUGGUGCAGGUGUUGGUGGGACAGGACUUCCUCCUACAGGUUCUGGUGGUGAUCUGCCGGGAGUCAAACCCCUCAAACCCCCAGGUGUCCCCAGAGGUGACACACCAGGUGAAGGUGAUGGAGAAGGAGGGCCUGAUGGAUACAGGGGUGGUACAGCGGGCACAGGUGGACAGGGAGGAGUAGGAGGGGGUCCCACCAGUGCAGGAGUUGCAGGAAGUGUUUCAGGUGGUGUAUCAACAGGAAGAGGAGGCAGCCCUGCUACUGGAACAGGUGUUGGUUCAGGAGGUGCAGUUGGAGCAACACCAAAACCACCUAAAGCAUAUAAACCUAUAGCAGGAGGCACAAGUGGUGGACAAGGAGGAGUGGGAGUAGGAGUGGGAAGUGGUCCUGGAUCUGCAGGAAGAGGUCCUGGAGCAGUGGGUGGAGGUCCUGGAGGAGGUGGUUUGGUACCUGGGGCUGGUGGGCCUGGUGCAGUAGGAACAGGAGGCUAUGGUGCUGGAGUUUUACCAGGGGGAGGCAUUCGUUACCCAACUGGAGCUGGAGUAACAAAACCAGGCAAAGCAUAUGGGACUCUUGGAGCAGGGGGCCAAGGUGGGGUUGGCCCCGGUGGAUAUGGCACUGGUCCAGGAGGUUAUGGCACAGGGCCUGGAGGUUAUGGAACAGGGCCAGGUGGAUAUGGUACUGGUCCAGGUGGAUAUGGAACUGGACCUGGACGCUAUGGUGGUGUAGGAGCAGGAGGAACAGGAGUAGGCCCUGGGGGAGGUGUUAGACCUGACGGUUCUAGAUAUGGCACAGGUCCAGGACUGGGUACCGGCACUGGAAAACCACCUAAAAGCUAUGGAGCAGGAGCUGGUGGUACUGGGUUUGGACCUGGUGGCUAUGGGACUGGACCAGGUGGAACAGGUUAUGGACCAGGUGGCCUUGUGCCUGGUGGCACUGGUCCUGGUGGUGCUGGGACCGGACUGGGUGGUGCUGGAACAAGGCCAGGUGGUAUAGGACCAGGUGGUGCUGGCACAGGACCAAGCGGCUAUGGACCUGGUGGAGUAGUAAAACCACCUAAAUCAGGCUAUGGAUCAUCCUCGCUAGGUGGAGCUGGCUUUGGACAAGGUACUGGAGGGUUUGGACCAGGCGGGGCUGGCACAGGUACUGGAGGGUUUGGACCAGGCGGGGCUGGCACAGGUACUGGAGGGUUUGGACCUGGCGGUGUUGGCACAGGAACUGGAGGGUUUGGACCAGGCGGGGCUGGCACUGGAACUGGAGGGUUUGGACCCGGUGGAGGUGGCACAGGUACUGGAGGGUUUGGACCUGGCGGUGUUGGCACAGGAACUGGAGGGUUUGGACCAGGCGGGGCUGGCACAGGAACAGGGGGGUUUAGACCAGGCGGUGUUGGCACAGGAACUGGAGGGUUUGGACCAGGUGGUGCUGGCACUGGAACAGGAGGGUUUGGACCAGGUGGUGCUGGCACUGGAACAGGAGGGUUUGGACCAUCAGGUGUUGGAACAGGAACAGGAUUUGGACAGGCAGGCCAAGGAAAAAGAAAACCUUAUAAAUCUGGUUAUGGAGGAGCUGGUUAUGGAACAGGAGGAGGAUUAGGAGGAGGAUAUGGCCCUGGUGGAACUGGGGGUACAGGUCCUGGAGGUUUCAGACCAGGAGGUGCUGGGACUGGUGGUUUUGGCCCUGGAGGUGCUGGGACUGGUUUUGGUCCUGGAGGUGCUGGGACUGGUGGUUUUGGCCCUGGAGGUGCUGGGACUGGUGGUUUUGGUCCUGGAGGUGCUGGGACUGGUUUUGGCCCUGGAGGUGCUGGGACUGGUGGUUUUGGUCCUGGAGGUGCUGGGACUGGUUUUGGCCCAGGAGGUGCUGGGACUGGUUUUGGCCCUGGAGGUGCUGGGACUGGGGGCUUUGGCCCAGGAGGCGCUGGGACUGGUUUUGGCCCUGGAGGUGCUGGGACUGGUGGUUUUGGCCCUGGAGGUGCUGGGACUGGUGGUUUUGGACCUUCUGGCCAAACACUUGGAACAAGAAAGCCGUCUAAAUCAGGUUACGGCUCGUCGCUGGGUGGAGCUGGCUACGGACCAGGAGGUGGAGUCGGAGUUCUUCCUGGUACUGGGACAGGAGGCGUCACUGGUGGUGGCCAAGGUAGCGUAGCAGGAGGUACAGGAGGGCUAGGAGGUCCUGGAGGAACUGGCCAAGGAGUUGGAGGACUACCUGGUGGGGGACCAGGAGGUGCUGCUGGUCCUGGAUAUGGUGGGCUGGGUAUAGGAAGUUAUCCAGGGUAUGCAGGGGCUGGACAAAAAUCUAAAGCGCAGAAGGCAGCCAAAUAUGCAGCCAUGCAGGGUUUACUUGGACCCAGGGGCUACAGAGGAGCUGGCCGUAGGAGGAAGUGAGAAAGACCAAAAGACAGGAAGUGACCUCAUUAAAACAACAGUGGUGCUAUUGCAUGAUCCCACACUGUAAAUGUCUUACCUGCCACAGAAGCUAAAGCUUCAGCACAUCCCGCUUUUUACAUUUUACAAGGUUGCAGUGGUUCUCAACCUGAUCGGAUUCACCGCCAGGUGAAGAUUGCUAUUUCCCUUUCUUAAAUACUUUUUUCCUUUUUUGGAUAAUUAAGUCAUUUUAUUUUGGUCAAAUUAGUAAAUGUCAAUUUCUCAAGAAAGUUUCAAAAAAAUUAACGCGGUUAGAAUACUCCUGAAAUUCCUGAUGAUCGGGUUGAGAACCACUACAGCGAGGAAUCAGCAUUUCUUUUCAUCACUUUUUGUCUAUCUUUGCUGCGUUGAUUAUCAUUUGUGUUCUUAUGCAAGUAUUGCUACGAAUCCUCUGGGUUAAGACUGACACCAAGGACUCCCUCAGGGCAGCUCCUUCAGACCUGUCUGCAUGCUGACGCAAUGUGUAAAGAAAUAUAGGGCAACGCUUUUACCCAGUUAAACUGGGCUAUGUCUGCAGAGUGAAUGGCUGAGCAGAUAAUUCACUGUUAGCAUCUUUUACAUCAGUGGACAAACAAGUAGUGAGUACAGACACAGAGACAAACAGCUGCUGUCACAGGAGAACAUGAAGGCAGUAUUUUAUGCAGUAGUGGUAGUCUUUUGAUCCUUGAAAAGCAGUCUCUGGCCAUGUGAGCUGUACUCAGGCCUCAGUAGUAUCAGUAAUGGAGCCUGAGGAUUCUCACAGAUACCACUUGAGGCCCACCUGUGAGAUUCUUCCACUCAUUUCACAACUUAAUGGCACUGUUUUAUAGCCACAUCACACUCAAUGGUAUAAAUGUAAAAUUUUGGUUAGCGUGCAUAUAUUUUGAUUGUUAGGAGGGUGUAUUUGUCCUGACUUUCUGAAUGGGCUUAGUUUUAGCUUUUACAGUUGCUGUUGAGGUAAGCAUUCAAGCUAAAUGUGAGGUAAUGUGACUAGAGUACAUGACAUCCAAGGAGUACUGAUUACUGUGUUUUCCUUCUGUUCAUGAACCUCCUUUAACACUGUUGGGGAAACUGCUCACGUUUACUAGACUUUUUAAAUUAUGUUGAGAACUCUAUUUAGCCUCAUUUUACAAAGUCAAGUGCAUUAUUACAGUACUAAAAUAUUUGAGUUAGUCAUUCUGUGUGUGUGUUUUUACAGUUUUUAAACCCGUGUACUACUAUGAUGAGUAUAAGUGCUUUGUUUUCUACAUUGUCCUUGAAUGUGUGCUGAAUCACAGUGCAGUCUGUGAUGUCAGUGGGUCAAAAGUGGGGUGAGUGAAUCUCGUCUUGCAUUUGAGCUCAUGUGCAUCUCGAGCUCAGUGUGAUUUUUAACAUCUGUGUUUCUUUUUUUUAUGUGGCCUAUGAAGAAAAUUAUGCACUUUUGUAAACUCUCUGACAAUGCUCUCCGAAGUAAAGAGAUGACCAACGACGA
This is a messenger RNA of Oreochromis aureus, 7786 nucleotides long. It is a transcript of the gene elnb, whose product is annotated as elastin b. The coding region runs from base 157 to 6297 and encodes 2046 amino acids. The record is from RefSeq and is a predicted model, not a curated record. The transcript has 51 exons. Lineage: Eukaryota; Metazoa; Chordata; Actinopteri; Cichliformes; Cichlidae.